AUGGUAACGGCACAAUUGAAAGUACUUGAUCAUUCGCAUCAUCCGAAGAGGUGUCGCGCUCUUUUGGAUACUUGCUCCACCAGCAACUUCAUGACGGAACAUCUGGCCAAUUCCUUGAAACUACCGAAAAGAGAAUUUAUUGUCCCAAUUGGUGCGUUGAAUUCAAUGAACACUUCAACGAAACACCUGGUCACGGCAACUAUAUGUUCGCGGAUUACCAACUUCAAGAAGACAUUGGACUUCCUGACAGUUCCCAACAUCUCAUCUGUAGUUCCGGACCAACAUCUUGAUCACCACAGCAUCAAUAUACCAGCCAACCUCCCAUUAGCAGACCCGGAAUUUUAUCAACCUGGACAAAUCGACAUGCUCUUAGGUUGCGGUAUAACGCUCUCAAUGCUUGGUACAGCAAAGCUACGGUUAUCUUCCAAGGAUCAACCAGAUUUAUAUUUGAUGAGAUCAUCGCUCGGUUGGAUCAUCGGUGGAGAGGCUCCCGUUCGACAAUCACCGGUUCUCUUCACAUGUCAUCUCACAAAUAUUGCAGAUCUACAGCUCGAUCUGACAAGGUUCUGGGAGACUGAAGAAGCUACAUUGGAACCAAAACCCAUUGAGAAUGCUUGCGAAGAACAUUUUUCCGCUAACUUCUCAAGAGAACCCAGUGGCAGAUACGUUGUGGCGCUCCCGUUCAAUGAGAAGAUUGACAAGCUGGGAGAAUCUCGCUCGCGAGCUUAUCAUCGUUUCAAGGCCUGCGAACGGAAAUUACUCCAGAAUCCGGAGCUUAAACUUCAAUAUGAUGCAGUUCUCCAAGAAUACCUCGAUCUUGGGCAUAUGACUGAAGUAAACAGUCACCACCUCUCCAACCAUGGUUAUUAUCUCCCACACCACGCUGUCUUUAAAGAAGGAAGUCUGACAACAAAGCUCAGAGUAGUCUUCGAUGGAUCGGCUCAAACUAACACGGGUAUCUCCCUAAACGAUACUCUUCAGGUUGGCCCCACCAUUCAAGGCAGCAUCCUUUCUCUUCUGGUGAGGUUUCGGUUACAUCAGUAUGUUUUAACCGCCGACAUUGAGAAAAUGUACCGCCAGGUACUGGUGAGGCCAGAAGAUCAUAAGUAUCAACGGAUCUUGUGGCGUAACGAUGAUGGUCCAGUCCGAACCUACCAGCUAAACAGGGUCACUUUUGGACUAUCAGCUGCACCUUAUCUCGCCAUAAGAUGUCUACACCAACUGGCUACUGAUGAAGCCCAUCAAUUUCCUACAGCAGCUGGAAUCAUAAAACGCGACAUGUACGUUGAUGAUCUCUUGACUGGGGCGGAAACAAGAGAACAAGCAGUAGCCAUUCGAGACGAAAUAGCACAGUUGGUACAACGGGGAGGCUUCAAUUUACGUCAAUGGGCCUCCAAUGACCCCACUCUAUUGGAAGAUCUAGCACCCGAGGAUAUCAACCGUCAUUUAAUCAUCACCGAUUCUCCUACAAUGAAGACUCUAGGUUUAUAUUGGAAAUCUACGAGUGAUCACAUUAAGUAUAAGGUGAAAUUAUUGGAAGAAAAUAGUCCAGUGACAAAACGGGUUGUCCUCUCUGAAACAGCAAAGAUCUUUGAUCCUUUGGGCCUCCUAGCUCCAGUCAUCAUCAUUGCUAAGACAUUUAUUCAACGGUUGUGGAAAUUAAAACUCAGUUGGGAUUCACCACUGCCAGAUGAUGUGCAAAGGGAGUGGAGAGAAUUUUAUCAACAGCUGCCAGCGCUGGAAGAUCUGCAGUAUCCACGUAGGGCUCUCUCCCAACAAACAGAGAAAAUUGAACUUCAUGGCUUCUGCGAUGCCAGUAACAUGGCUUAUGGCGCCUGCAUUUAUGUCAGAUCCAUCAGCUCCAAUGGCGCUGUUCAAUUGUCUCUGUUGUGUGCUAAAUCACGUGUUGCUCCAUUGACAGACAAACCUUUCUCACCGCGACUGGAGUUGUGCGGAGCAGUCUUACUAGCCAAGUUGAUGGUCAAUGUCCGUUCCAUCAUCCACAUCAAGAUCCAGAGAGAGAUUUAUUGGACGGACUCGACUGUGGUCUUACAUUGGCUACAUACAGCUCCAACGAGACUCCUACCAUAUGUUGCCAAUCGAGUCUCUGAAAUUCAACAGAAGUCGAACAUCGCCAAUUGGAGGCACGUCAGAACUCAUGAAAACCCAGCUGACCUGAUAUCACGAGGACAAAUACCAAAGGAAUUCAUCAAACCCUCAUUAUGGAAGGAAGGUCCAGCAUGGCUUCUCCAAGACGAGCAUCAUUGGCCUAUACUCGAGCUUCACUUUCCGUCCGAUCCUCCAGAGUUGAGAAAGCAGUAUCCAUUUCCCUCAUCAACGAAAUGUUUUCUGACCAUCAUGGAACAACGCAGUGGGAACGUACUGUCUUGGUAUUCAUCACUGACUAAGCUUCAGCGUAUUAUCGCUUACUGUCGCCGCUGCAUAACCCAUACCAAGGGUCCACUCACUCCAGAUGAGAUGACUGCAGCUCUGCACAGUAUCACGCACUGGGUUCAGCAGGAAACCUUAGCUCCAGUGAUUGCUGUCCUUCGCGAUCAGCCCCGCGGGCAGAAGGCUGCCGCCCUAGCGCCCCUCAUUAAAUUAAAUCCAUUUUUGGAUGAACGGGGAGUGAUCCGUGUAGGUGGUCGCUUGAGGAAUUCCAAUAUUCCAUUCUCUCAACGUCAUCCCAUGAUCCUGCCUAAAAACCAUCAUGUUACGGAUCUCGUAAUACACCAGGAGCACCAACGACAUCUUCAUGCUGGUGCGCAGGCGACACUCUGCGCCAUACGACAUCGAUUCUGGAUCCAGGAUGGACGCAACAAAGUACGACACAUUAUUGGUUCCUGUGUCAAAUGCAUACGCCACAAACCACCACCAGUAAACUAUAUAAUGGGUAACUUACCGAAGGCACGUGUAACCGAAUCUCGUCCUUUCAGCAACGUCGGUGUCGAUUAUUGUGGGCCUUUCUUUAUCAAGGAAAGAAAGAUCCGCAACCGGGGACGUGUGAAAGUAUGGGUAUCAGUGUUCGUCUGUCUUGCUGUGAAAGCAGUACACCUAGAGAUUGUCAGUGAUUUGACUACCGAAGCUUUCCUGGCUGCAUUCCGUCGUUUCAUCGCACGGAGAGGACUCUGUGACAACAUAUAUUCCGACAACGGGACCUGUUUUGUUGGAGCCAACAAUGAACUCCAAGAAAUUUACACAUUCCUCCAGAACGCGGAUCAUCAAGAAAAAAUUCAGACAUUUGCCACAACAAAGUCUAUACAGUGGCAUUUCAUUCCUCCUCAAUCACCGCAUUUUGGAGGGCUAUGGGAAGCAGCGGUCAAAUCUUUCAAGAUCCAUCUGAAGCGAAUUGUUACCAACGAACUCCUGACACUUGAACAGCUCAACACCCUGGUGAUCGAAAUCGAAGCAGUAUUAAACUCCAGGCCUCUGACACCCCUCUCACCAGAUCCUAACGACCUACAAGCACUCACCCCGGGUCAUUUUUUGAUCGGUGAAGCUUUGACAACUUUGAGGGGGCCCGAUUUUCGCGAAACUCCAUCUAAUCGACUUUCAACGUGGCAGCAUCUCCAGAAACUGAAACAAGAUUUCUGGACUCGCUGGCAUCGCGAAUACAUUAGCGAGCUCAACCUCAGGAAUAAGUGGGCGCAUGGGCAACACCACAUAACUGUGGGUACUAUUGUCUUGGUGAAGGAAGAUAAUUUACCCCCUCAACAGUGGGCCAUGGGUCGAGUAGUCCAGAUUCAUCCGGGAGCAGAUGGUGUCAUUAGGACAGUAACGCUGCAGACACCCAAAGGGUUGUUAAACAGGAACGUAAGGAAACUGGCGGCUUUGGAGGGUCAAUCAUGUAGCGCAUACCCUACGGCCCAAACAAGGCCCGACCAUCCACCUUCAUUUUAUGGCCAUACUUCUCCCACUCUAUUCAAGAAUUUAUGUGCAAAGGCACAUUUAAUAGUUAGUUCAAUUUUAGUCUCCAACGUUAUAACAACGGAACGAAUCGGUCGCUAUUUCAGUCUUAAUCGAAGCACUGUAAAUAGUCCGGUUAUUGAAUUCAAAUUCCUCGCCUUUAAAUCAACCAUCAUUGUAACAUAA
This is a messenger RNA of Diachasmimorpha longicaudata, 4092 nucleotides long. RefSeq lists its product as uncharacterized. Gene Ontology annotation, molecular function: nucleic acid binding. Gene Ontology annotation, biological process: DNA integration. The record is from RefSeq and is a predicted model, not a curated record. The coding region runs from base 1 to 4092 and encodes 1363 amino acids. Lineage: Eukaryota; Metazoa; Arthropoda; Insecta; Hymenoptera; Braconidae. The transcript is spliced from 3 exons.